UUUCCGGCGUGGGUGGUGCGGCGGAAGCUGCCGGGGUAGUGUGUGUGCCACACGAGGAGGGUCGCGGAGAUUGCGGCCAUGGCCUCUCUGCUCGCUAAGGACGCCUACCUGCAGGGUCUGGCCAGGAAAAUCUGCUGUCAGCCCAGCCCGGAGCCGCAGAAACGCAAGUCCGCCAGCAAAACUCAAGGCUCAGAAGCUGCUGGGCCCCCAAAAAAGAAGAGGAAGAAAGCGCAGAAGAAAUCCCGGGAGCGGGAAAAGGCUGUGGAGCUGAAGACCCAGGCUCUAGGGGAAAAGUCUCCAGCAUCUUCCAGGGACAAAAAGCCAGCAGUACCUGAGGAGGGAGAGGCCUUCAGCUCCAUGGGAUCUCCAGCAGAUGGGGAUGUGGAGCAGGGCCAGCUGAGAUCAGGGGUGUUCUGUUCUGGAGGAUGUCUUAGGGGCCAUUCCAGCCUGAAGAGGUGGAGUAAAAUUUACUGGAACUGCCCUGCAGAUACUCUGGUCACAGAGCUUGACUCUCUGUUUGCCCUGGAUGUUGUGCGGCAGCGGCUACAUGAAAAAAUGCGGGAGGCCCGGGGCCAGGUGAGUGGGGAGGCCGCUGGGGUUCAGGGAGCAGUGUGGUUUCCUGCAGUGGUUUCCCUGCUCUGCCUGGAGGAGAAGGUGCCUUGGUGCUCUUUGUGGGGUUGGCUCCCAGCUCUGCCAGCUAUUGUAGGGCUGACCGGAGGGACAUCAGCUGCUUUUCCCACCCCUGUAGCGGGUCCUGCCAGGGCCUUGGCAGCUUUGUUUGGCAAGAGAUCAGGUGUGGUUUGUGGCUUCUCGGGGAGCCUGCAUUCCCAGCGUCACUUGCCUUGUAUGAUCUGUGCUGGGCUGCAGAUUCCUUGUGCCCUCGAAAGAGGCUCAGCCUCCUCUCUCUGGAAAGCUGCCUUUGCUGAACAUACCAGGCAGCACUUCUGUCCCCCGAAGUGUCAUGACAGCCCUGUAAGUUAGGCGAGGACCUGAGAUGAGGUGAUCUGCACAGGGAGCACCAGACCUGAACCGGCUUGGGCUGUUUGUGCUAGCAUUGUAGUUCUCCCACUCAGCCACCACCUGCCCUUUCCUGGGGACAUGCCCUGGGCCUCUUGCUGGGUGGGGACGGUCCCCCAGCUUCUUUGUGCAUCUGCCUGGGGAUAAGCCCGGGGGUCAUUCCUAAGGAGUGGUCCAAGCUCCGGGCCUGGUCCUUCUGCACACAGGUCUGGGUCAGCCUGGUCUAGGGUUCUCUUGUUAGCCUCUAGAAGGAAGGGGUCAGGGAUGUCACCAGCAGAAUGGUGCCAUGGUCAGCACAGGCACUGGGUCAUUCUGACCUCAUGCCACGUUCUAGUUGGUGGCUUUGGUUAAGCGUGUUGUUUUCAUCUAUGAAGUGAUGCAGGAUAUGUUCCCUAU
Leptonychotes weddellii (Weddell seal) is the source of this 1413-nucleotide messenger RNA. NCBI's taxonomy places the organism in Eukaryota, Metazoa, Chordata, Mammalia, Carnivora, Phocidae. The record is from RefSeq and is a predicted model, not a curated record.